This is a messenger RNA of Cololabis saira (Pacific saury), 3883 nucleotides long. RefSeq names its product catenin (cadherin-associated protein), alpha-like 1 (gene ctnnal1). The record is from RefSeq and is a predicted model, not a curated record. Lineage: Eukaryota; Metazoa; Chordata; Actinopteri; Beloniformes; Belonidae. Gene Ontology annotation, molecular function: actin filament binding; cadherin binding. The transcript is spliced from 19 exons. Bases 247 to 2517 code for a protein of 756 amino acids. Gene Ontology annotation, biological process: cell adhesion; Rho protein signal transduction.
GUAUUUGAGUAAAGUGCGCGGACAUUAGCGGGCGCAGCGGCGCGACCACGCAGCCACAGUGGAUUAAACCCCGGCCAGGAGGAGGAGGAGGACACCCACUCGAGUAACCGAGUGAAAGCCCCGGUGUGUGUGUGUGUGUUCAGACGCAGGUCUCCUCGCACCGGCUCAGCGCGACCACCGUCCCCGGGAGAAGUCUGCGGUGCCGCGCAUCGUGCCUGCGCGUCAGCCCGGCACAGCGAGGCGGGAAUGGCUUCAUCUCCGUGCGGGAACAGCAACUUUGAUUCCGGCCUGGAAAUCAAAACCCGCUCCGUGGAGCAGACGCUCAUCCCUCUAGUUUCGCAGAUCACCACUCUGAUCAACCACAAGGACAAGCCAAAGAAGUCGGAGCGCACUCUGGCAGCCAUACACCGGGUGGGUCAGGCCGUGAGCGUGGCAGUGGGGCGUUUCGUGUCCGUCGGGGAGGCCAUCGCCUCAGAAAACCAAGAACUGAAGGAUGAGAUGGGUCAAGCCUGUUUCGAGGCACGCCGAGCAGGUGAUGCCAUCGCCCAGCUGACAGACAUGGGAUCAUCCACGACGACCCAGUCGGACGGACGUAUCACGGUGUUCAGCGAUAGAGCGGCGAUGGUGAAAGCAGCCCGCUUGCUCCUGUCCUCCGUCACUAAAGUCCUGGUCCUUGCCGACCGCAUCGUCAUCAAACAGAUCAUCACAUCCCGCAACAAGGUCCUGGUAACACUUGACCAUCUGGAACGAGUCAGCACCUUCCAGGAAUUUGUGCAGAUUUUCAGCCAGUUUGGCAACGAGAUGGUGGAGUUUGCUCACCUCACAGGAGACAGACAGAACGACUUGAAGGAUGAGAAAAAGAAAGCAAGAAUGGCAGCGGCCAGAGCAGUGCUGGAGAAGUGCACCAUGAUGCUCCUCACGGCCUCCAAGACUUGCCUGAGGCACCCGGACUGUGAGUCGGCGAGGAUCAACAAAGACGCUGUGUUCCACCGAAUGCGCUGUGCCCUGGAGCAGGUCAUCGAGAUAGUCACUGAGGCGCGGAGCUCUGGGGAGAACAAGGUCCUUCCUGCCAGCGUGUACAACGGUAUCAAAGAAUUCAAGGCAAACGUGGAGUGCCUGCGGGAGAAUCUGUAUUGUUUAACUCCGCAGAGCCUGAGCGGCCAGCUGGAGGCCCUGGUGGAGCGGACGGAGGACUUCACUGAUUCAGCUUACACCAGCCACGAGCAGCGACAGGCCAUCCUCGCUCUGUGCCAGCUGGCCCGCCAGGACACCCAGCAGCUGGUUCACGCCUGGGUGGAGGCGCAGUCCGCCCACGCCAAAGAGCCCGCAGACGACAUGGAGGUGGCCAUCCUGAAGACCUGCCAGAGCAUCACUGACCUGAGACGCGAGCUGCAUAAGGUUGCGGUGAUCCGGGCCUCGGACCUGCUGAAGGUUCACGGGGAGCAGCUGCCUCUCAGGGCUCUCAAGGCUGCAGGCGCAGAAGGAAACCUGGAGGCAGUGGCCGAGUAUUCCCGCACGCUCACCGAGCAAAAGGAGCAGCUGGUUGAGACGUGCCGACUGUUGUGCCACGUGUCGUGUACGGAGCCGUUGGAGAUCACCUGCAUACACGCCGAGGAAACCUUCCACGUCAUCGGCCCACAGAUAAUUUCUGCUGCCCAGACGCUGGCCCUCCACCCGUCCAGUAAGAUUGCCAAAGAGAAUCUGGAGGUUUUCUGCGAGGCCUGGGAGUCUCAGCUCUGCGACAUGGCUCUGCUGCUGAGAGAGAUCAACGACGUCUUUGAAGGACGACGAGGUGACAAAAAACCCUAUUUGUCACUUCCAAGACCUGGGAAACAUUCAACUAGCCUGAAGACUGCAAAGGCUGUCAAGUUGGAUGCAGAGGAGCAGACGAGCAUGGCCAAGCUGGGUCUUGAGCUCCGCCUGCUGUCGUCAGAUGUCGACACGGAGGUGGAAAAAUGGGACGAGCAGGAACACGACGUCGUCCGGCAGAGCCAGAGCCUCGCCAGCAUGGCCUACAGCAUGUACCUGUUCACCAGAGGGGAGGGCCUGUUAAAGACGACGCUGGAUCUUUUUCAUCAGGCUGAGGUUCUCUCUGAAGAAGGGCUCCAGCUGUGCUCGUCUCUCCGUACUUUCUCCUCUCAGCUGGUUGAUGAGGAAAAGUCUGUGGUGGUGACAGAAAUGGAGAAGUUGGUGGCGUUGUGCCAGCAGCUGCAGAUGGGUGCCAAGACUCCUGUACAGGGCAAGACUGCCACCUUUCAGAAGGUGGACUCGUGCAUUCAGACAGGCAGAAACCUGUUGACGGUGGUCCUCUCCGUCCUCCCGCUCUGCAACAAGCUCAACAGAAAGGUCAAGUCAGAGAGGAGUAGUCUGACUUCUCCACAGGACUGGAAAGAAAGGCAGGACGCAUCCCCGCCUGUCAAAGAAGAGGGGGCUCUCAAUAGCAAGAACAGCAACGGCUUCGGUGUCAAAUCCUUGGAGCAGCACAUGGCCAGUAUCAACCUCCUGGAGAGCAAAUAAUCCAGGAAACAGACUCCGCGUUUGUCCUCUAUUCUUGUCAGAGCAGCACAAAGCCAUCCUCACCUCUGUGGAGCUAUAUACUGUAUUUAAUCCAGGAAACACUCCCCUCAUCCCCAAUGAACCCACCACAGAGUGGAGCAGUAGCUCUGGGGCUGAAGAUGGUUGUCUUUGGGUCAGCAUGAGUUUGUAUUUGCAGUUGGGCUGAUGUUUGCAAGAUUAAACCCCAAUCUGAGCUCUGUCUACCCAGUGGGAGUUUAACUCCGAGUUAGGUUGUCAUUUGAUGCAUCAGUUCCACCGUAGUCCACACGGUGGAGACAAUCAGCCAAUGCAAGCAAUGAGUUUUCCAGAGAAAAUGAGGUCUGGCUUAAACCUGAUCUGGGAGUCACUUUUAUCUCUUCUCUUGCAGAUGAAUUGAUUAAACGAUGAGAAAUCUGGAGAAAGCUCCACUUCAUGCUCAGCCAAACAUCUGUCUUCACUAUGUGCCUCUGUGUUUGUCAUGUGGCGUACCGUAAACGUGUUGCACAGGUAACAAAAACAAACCACCCUGCAUGAUGCCAUCACCACCAGAACCCUUGAGCCUUGUGCAGUAGAAGACUUGUAAUGUUAACUUUUAUGUAGUUAUAGACACACUGGUAGCAUCCUGUAACCAUCAUCUCACGUGACUGUAGUAUUUUAGAAGUCUACCUGACAUCAUUGUUGUCAAAUUGCUACUGCAUUUACUAUAAAACAUUCCCCAUGUGCCAUUUUAACAGGUUGUGCAAAAAAGAAAGUGUAUUUAAAGCCAAAUAUGAUUGUCUCAUGAAGACUCAGAUCUUCAUCUCCUUACUUGUAUGAAAUGGACUGUCAUCCAGUGUUCGACGCUGGAGGUGUUUUUAUUUAAGCCUGUUGUAAAAGCAGUUUUUGAUUGAUGAAAACGUCAUUAUGAUGUUCUUGGGAGGUCAGGGCCUUAUUUUAUGGCAUUUUAAGUAUUACUUAAUCAUAGUUUGUCACAAAGACAAUGAAAGCUAAUUCCAAACUGGCACCUGCAAUCUGAAAAUGUUCUCGUUAUGAAGACUUUUGUCAUGAAGCUGCUGAACUGGCCCAUCUGUAAUGAAUAUUUUUGAAUAUACAAUAUGGUACUUGAAGCAUAGUCAGUACAUGUAUCCCAAGAUAAAGACUUUGGUACGUGGCGGGGGGGUUGAGAAUGACUGAAAUGUAUAACGUACAGUAAACUUGUAUGUAUGUAUGCACUGUGUGAGAAUAGCUAAGAAUGCUGGGUAUUGUAGCGGCACCGCAGAUGUCAAGAAAUCCUAGAUCUAGUUUUGGACCACCUAUUCUUUUGACAACUGUUACGGUUAAUAAAAGUGAGGAAAAAAAAUAAACAAUA